Molecule: messenger RNA, 396 nt
Organism: Serinus canaria (Common canary)
Lineage: Eukaryota; Metazoa; Chordata; Aves; Passeriformes; Fringillidae
Gene: IAPP
Product: islet amyloid polypeptide
Exons: 3
Coding region: 1-396 (131 amino acids)
Cellular component (GO): extracellular region
Molecular function (GO): hormone activity
Source: RefSeq, a predicted model, not a curated record
AUGUGCAACCUGAAGCUGUCAGUUUUCUUCAUUGCACUUUCUGUCACUCUGAGCUGUUUGGAAGCUACACCUAUUGAGAGAUUACUGUCUGUGGCUGAUGAUCUGUCUGAUGGCACUUCCAAGAGACAAGGAUGGAUGUUGCCUGUAAUGUCACAGAAAACACUCCCAGGACUCAGUGAGGAGAUGCCAGAACAGCCAGCAGCAAAGACAAAAAGCCACCAGCUGGAGAAGAGGAAGUGCAACACGGCCACCUGUGUGACCCAGCGCCUGGCUGAUUUCCUGGUGCGCUCCAGCGGCAGCGUGGGCGCCCUGUACCCCCCCACCAACGUGGGCUCCCACACCUACGGCAAGAGGGACACGCCAGGCACGCAGCCCCACAGCCACCCACUGCUCUGA